Molecule: messenger RNA, 1035 nt
Organism: Puccinia graminis f. sp. tritici CRL 75-36-700-3
Lineage: Eukaryota; Fungi; Basidiomycota; Pucciniomycetes; Pucciniales; Pucciniaceae
Exons: 3
Coding region: 1-1035 (344 amino acids)
Biological process (GO): DNA integration; DNA recombination
Molecular function (GO): DNA binding
Source: RefSeq, a predicted model, not a curated record
AUGAUCUCUUUAAACACAGCAAGCGUGCCGUUCGAUAAAUUGAAAUACUUUCUUAAGAACGGUCUGGAAGAGAGACUUCCCUCAAAAGCAGACAUCCAUGUUCUAAACGGAUGGAGGCCGUCGACGUUAAUGAGUUACAAUAGCGCCGUAGCCAAAUUUAACCGCUUCCUAACUAGCGAGGGAAUCGUUUCUUUAGUCCUACCCGUCACCGCGUCGUUGCUAGAAGAAUUUGUAUCUGGGCAGGCAGAAACGACCGCUACCUUCCCAGACGACAACAAUCCGAGGUUGGCACUGUUACUCAAGGCAUCCGCAAAGAAAGACGAAUCAUCUGUAACAGCAAAAAUGAAAUUGCCAGUUAUGUUGUGGCAUAUGGCUCACUUGUGGAAGUCGUUAGUACUGGGCGACGAACUCGACCGGGCCGUAUUGGAUGUGUCGAUCGUGGCGUUCUGGGGUUUGGCGAGGCUCGCGGAGUUAACCUACAUCAAAGACGGUAAUUCGAUCAACUUCGGAACUUCAGUCCUAACGACGGAUGUCAGCUUCACCGAAAGCGUAAACCUAGGAGCCGUCGUAACGCUAACAGUUCGCAAUGCCAAAACAGCGAAACCCGGGUCACCUCAGAUUAUCACGUUGUGUGAACAACACCACGAGUUGUGCCCUGUUCUAGCCGUGAAACGGAGACUUGCAUCUUCCGCCGGCGAAACGACAUCGUUAUUCGGAUACAAGAACGGGCCCGACCGGAUUCACUUAACCAGAUAUCAAGUUGCAUCGCGGGUGGAAGAAGUCCUAACAAACGGCGGUUUCCCAGGUAUAAAAGGACAUUCCUUCAGGGUCGGCGGGGCGUCUAUCCGGUCAGCUCUCGGGAUGUCCCAAUCGGACCUCUGCGCUUUGGGCCGUUGGAAGUCAGAUUGUUUCAAGCUGUACAUACGAAAAUAUUCCGACAGCGACUUAAAAAGGACCAGGUUGCUCCUACAUCAUGGCCCCCCUUACCAUUUGUGUCCCAGAUUGUGGGCUUUGUGUUCGAGUAUCACCCCUUAG